AUGCGGGACAGUCUUCCCAUCCCCAAGGAAGCAGUUGGGUUAUCCUGCAGAACCACGCUGUGGAUUGUGGAGGCGGCGAGUCAGCACCGGUUCGCUGGACCGUUUCGUGCAACGCAAACCGACCGUACACACAGACACUCUCGCACUGCAGAGCAGAAAGCGAAGCCACGCUCAGCGGAUCCCAGUCGUUCUCCGGUUUUUCUCGACCGGGAAAGCGUGGCGGAUUAUUUGGUCAGCGGCGGGACAGGAUAUGUCCCGGAGGACGGGCUUGCGGCCCGGCAGCUUUUCAACUGCGGAGACGGGCUGACAUACAAUGCUCUGGACCUGACCUCUGCCCUGACGAAGUGCAUCACACUGAAGACCCCCCUGGUCUCCUCUCCCAUGGACACAGUGACUGAGUCCAGCAUGGCCAUCGCCAUGAGUAUGAGGGGACGGAUCGGAUUUCUGCAUCACAACUGCACCCCGGAGUUCCAGGCCAACGAAGUGCGCAAAGUCAAGAAGUACGAGCAGGGUUUCAUCACAGACCCCGUGGUGAUGAGUCCUCAGAAGCGUGUGCAGGACGUGUUCGAGGCGAAGGCACGGCACGGGUUCUGUGGUAUUCCGAUCACAGAGAGCGGGAAGAUGGGUGGGAAGCUGGUGGGAAUCAUAUCCUCCCGAGACAUCGACUUCCUGAAGGAGGAGGAGCACAGCCUGCCACUCGGUGAGGUGAUGACGAAGUGUGAGGACCUGGUUGUGGCCCCAGCGGGAGUCACUCUGAAAGAGGCCAACGAGAUCCUGCAGCGCAGCAAGAAGGGGAAGCUGCCCAUCGUGAACGAGCAGGGGGAGCUGGUCGCCAUCAUCGCGCGCACCGACCUCAAGAAGAACCGCGAUUUCCCGCUUGCCUCGAAGGACGCCAAGAAGCAGCUGCUGUGCGGAGCCACCAUCGGCACUCACGAGGACGACAAGUACCGGCUGGAGCUGCUGGCAAAGGCCGGCGUGGACGCGGUGGUGCUGGACUCCUCUCAAGGGAACUCAAUCUACCAGAUCAACAUGAUCCGAUACAUCAAGGAGGGGGGGGGGGGGGGGGUGGUGACGGCGGCCCAGGCGAAGAACUUGAUUGAUGCCGGAGUCGACGCUGUCAGAGUGGGUAUGGGCAGCGGUUCCAUCUGCAUCACGCAGGAGGUGAUGAUGGGCUCCCUGCUGGCUGCCACCUCCGAGGCUCCCGGAGAGUAUUUCUUCUCCGAUGGGAUUCGGCUCAAGAAGUACCGUGGCAUGGGCUCUCUCGACGCCAUGGACAAGAACCUGGGCUCCCAGAACCGAUGCUUCAGCGAGUCUGACAAGAUCAAGGUGGCUCAGGGGGUGUCGGGGGCGAUGCAGGAUAAGGGCUCCAUCCAUAAGUUUGUCCCGUACCUGAUCGCAGGGAUCCAGCACUCCUGCCAGGACAUCGGGGCAAAGAGCCUCACGCAACUCAGGUCUGCGAUGUACUCAGGGGAUCUGAAGUUUGAGAAGCGCACCACGUUGGCGCAGGUGGAGGGCGGGGUGCACAGCCUGCACACGUAUGAGAAGAGGUUAUUCUGAGACGCUGUGAGGAUCUGACCAGCUCCUCUGAGUCCUUCCAGCACUCCUCCACACGCCGGACAGCCAACACCAUCUGGGG
Molecule: messenger RNA, 1636 nt
Organism: Polyodon spathula (Mississippi paddlefish)
Lineage: Eukaryota; Metazoa; Chordata; Actinopteri; Acipenseriformes; Polyodontidae
Gene: impdh2
Product: IMP (inosine 5'-monophosphate) dehydrogenase 2
Exons: 13
Coding region: 1-1557 (518 amino acids)
Biological process (GO): GTP biosynthetic process
Cellular component (GO): cytoplasm
Molecular function (GO): IMP dehydrogenase activity
Source: RefSeq, a predicted model, not a curated record